AUGCAGCCUGCCACACCGCGUUCGCCGCACAUGCGGCUACGGCGCUGGGACUUCGCUGGCGAUGGCCCGGAACUGCCUCAGCUGUCCAGCCGGCGAAGGAAGCCGCGGGGCGCAAAGGCCAUGCGAGAUCUCCAGCCGCUGGCGGAACCCAGCAGUCGGUCCCUGACGGAAAGGACCCUGGAUGCAGCUCAAGACUGGAGCGUUCACAGCACACCCCGAGGCCUGGAAGCUACCUGUGGCCUGCAACUCAGCGACGAGUCGAGGGCCCGCUUCUUCGGGCAUCGGACUGGCCUGGACGUAGAGGCGGAGCUGCAGCGUCAGGCUGUGCUUCUGAAGGGCCUCCUCCGUGAUGUGGCCAUCAUGCGGGACACCGUGUGGCACCUUUCCGAUGAGCUGGCUGGUGUGUCUGCGCCCCAAAACGAUUUCGAGCAGCUGUCCGCAGAAGUCAGGGAACUGCAGCGCGCUUUUGGGAGCUUCAGCAGGGAGGAGGAGGCUGAGCGAGGGAAGCUGACCUCCUACCAGGAGAGUCGGAGCCUGGAGGAGACUCGCUUUGAGGAGGCGCAGAGCUUCCGAGAGCUGGAGACACGCUUCGAGGAGCACAGCCGCAUGCUGGAGAGCAGGUUCGAAGAGCUGAAUCCCAGCUUUCGACAUCUGGAGACGCGCUUCGAGGAGCACAAGAGCAUGCUGGACACCCGCUUCUCGGAGAUGCAAAGCCUUAGCAGACUGGAAGCCAGGCUGGAGGAGCAUGGGCAGAUGCUGGAGACGCGCUUCGCAGAUCACACGAGCAUGCUGGAUGCCCGCCUGGAGGAUCUCAAGCUACACAAGGAGGAUGUACAGGGACUGCACCAGAGAAUGGCUGACCUGGAGCUUUUCCUGCGGAGUGAGGUCUCCAGGCAAUCCCUCCUGCAGCUCUCUGCGAGCGUCGCCGAGGAGGUCGUGGAGCAGGCAUCUGCCAGAGCCACCCCGCUGUUGCGGCUCAGGGCCCAGGACCAGUCAAGACCCAGCACAUCGCCUGCGCGUCCCGGAGGCGCAGCUGGAGUUGAGCUCCAGUGGCUGCUCUCUGAUCUGCUUCCCCAGACCCAUGCGGAGCGGGUUGCGGAGGUCGCGGCCGAAAUGGCGCGGGAGGUGGUGCACGCGGUCCUUACGAAUCUGGAGUUUCAGGUGAGAGAGACGCCUUCACCACAGCCCUAA
This is a messenger RNA of Symbiodinium pilosum, 1191 nucleotides long. NCBI's taxonomy places the organism in Eukaryota, Dinophyceae, Suessiales, Symbiodiniaceae. The record is from the annotation of a GenBank genome assembly.